AUGUCGUUCAAAAAAUGUCUACUGGUGCUUGCCACCAGCAUCAGUUCCGCCCUCGCCCAAAGCCAGACUUGGUGCGGGAAGAACUACAUGGCAAAUCAGACGGUUGUUCCGCCAGGCGGGCAGUUCGUUCUGCCACCCCAGAGCAAUGAUCCCUUACUCGCGUUCCGAUGUGCCCCAGAGUUCCGUCCGUACCUAGAGGAGGACGCCAAGACUGCCGCAUUCAUCGUUGAUACCCGGAUCGUGUAUGAUUGGAUCAAUAGAGCAUCCCCUAUCUCUCUUCCCUGCAACAACACCAACUCCACGUCCGAAUCCCCAUCCAAUGCCGGAAACGUUACCGUCACCGUCAAGGUGGGCGGUAUCCAUACCACACAAUCGGUGUCACUUGGCGCCGUCGGAUACAAGAUUCCUUUGGACAUUAGCAACCUGACAGCGCAGAAGACACCGUACCAUGUAGACUGUAUCGCGUCUUACCAUACCGAGUCUUCAAAAACGCAAACGUAUUUCACGAACGCGUCAUUGUUGUAUCUUCCCGAUACGAACAGUUCUGUCACGAAGAUGGAUUUGAGGUCGGGGUCGUUGCGGGUGCGACCUGUCAAUGACCCAAGCAGCGGGUUCCUGCCGUUCAUUCCUCAGGGGUUUUAUGUCUCAUUUGACCAAUAUCUUGCAAAAAACCUUUCUCUCAUUGAUCAACUAAAGGCGGAUGGUUUCAAUACUGUGCUCAAUAGGACCAUCGAACUUGGCCUCUAUGUAAUUCUUGACAUGCGAUCUAACUAUCAGAACCUGACAGCGGUUGCAAGCAUGGUGAACACAUACAAGUCUCUUCCAAACUUGCUAACCUGGGAGACUGCGCAUGAACCCGAUGGCAACUCAGACCCCCUCAACGCUGCCAAGCAAGCCUACGAUCUCAUCUACCAGAUGGAUGGCUACCAUCCCAUCUCCAUUGUGUUGAAUUGCGAGGACUACAACUUCUCUCCUUACGUAGAAGGUGCUGAUAUCGUGCUUGAGGAUGCCUACCCAAUCGGCAUCAAUGCAACGUACUCGCCGGUCUGGAACACUCCCUGCACACCGGACUUUGGUCAUUGUGGAUGUGACAAUUGCAAGGGGGGUCUGAUCGAUAUCAAAGCCCGUGUGCAGACUUACAAGGACAGGCUUGAUAUCCUUGGGUACGAUCGUACUAAGACUGUAUGGACCACUCCUCAAGCCUUUGGAAGCGGAGCUUACUGGAAUACUACGCCCACUGGUCAGCAAUGGGCUGCUAUAGGUCUCAUUUCCUUCAAUCACGGUGCCAUGGGAUCUAUGUCAUACCAAUAUCCCACAACCACUGGCAACGUCACUACCAUCGAGGGCACCGCAACUAAUCUCACAGGUAUCAUAAAUGAGAUCAUCACGCCAUUCCUUGUUGGUCCCAGGGCCGCGUUCUCCGUCUAUAGCUACCAGGGUGUUGACGCAGGGCUAUGGAACAACGGCACCGCAUAUCUGCUGCUCGUUGCGAGCACCGUCAACGAGCAGGUCAUCGUACCAUGGAAUGCCGUUGGACUGGGGCAGAUUACGAAUAUAACUCAACAAGUUCAGCGUAUCUUUUCGGUUGGGCAAAACAUCAAUGCGAGUUCAUUGAACUUCAGGCCAGGCGGUAUUGGUAUCUAUACAGUGACACCUUAAUGUGGAAAUGCCGUCGCAGAUCGGUAGAUUUUUGGUUCUUUUUUUACAGUAAAUUAUAGGUUACGCAGUUCUGUAUACCUCCAGUCGUUAAAUUACAUAUCUAUUCUUGAACUAGACAUCUAACUG
Messenger RNA from Pisolithus orientalis, 1785 nucleotides. RefSeq lists its product as uncharacterized. The coding region runs from base 1 to 1659 and encodes 552 amino acids. The transcript is spliced from 9 exons. The record is from RefSeq and is a predicted model, not a curated record. NCBI's taxonomy places the organism in Eukaryota, Fungi, Basidiomycota, Agaricomycetes, Boletales, Pisolithaceae.